This is a messenger RNA of Anneissia japonica, 889 nucleotides long. Its product is annotated as ankyrin repeat domain-containing protein 27-like. Gene Ontology annotation, molecular function: protein binding. Lineage: Eukaryota; Metazoa; Echinodermata; Crinoidea; Comatulida; Comatulidae. The coding region runs from base 62 to 889 and encodes 275 amino acids. The record is from RefSeq and is a predicted model, not a curated record. The transcript is spliced from 8 exons.
CACUUAUCCAACAUUUUCAUUAUGUUUCUUUAAUAUUUAGGUUGGGACAACAGCGUUGUUCAUGAGUGCUGAAAACGGUAAUAGUGAUAUUUGUAGACUUCUUAUUCAAUCAGGAGCAAACAAGGAUAUUCAAACUAAAUAUGGCUGGACCUCCGUGAUGACUGCAGCUCAUUUCAACAAAUAUGACAUUGUUAAACUGCUUGUAAGAGACGGUGCUAACAGUGAUGUGCAGAAUUUAAAUGGAGACACAGCAUUACAUGUAGCUGCUUACUGGGGAUAUUCAUCAGUGGUUAAACUACUAUUAGACACAGGGGCAUCAAUUCUCCUUUCAAAGAAAGGUAACACGCCUCUGCAUGCCUGCUUCCUGAAUCAAAAUUUAAGUUAUGAUCAUCACAGAAACGUUACUGUAGCAUUUAUGAUGACUCAUUCAAACAUAGUAUCCAUCAAAAACAGUGAUGGCAAAACUGUAAUUGACUUGCAUGAAGAAAGUGAGUGUAGGAGGUAUGAAACAGAACAUAGAUGUUUACAGAAAGAAGAGUUAUUACUGAUAUUGAAAGGUGGGCAAUUUCCAGUAAUCAAUUUUACACCUUCGGGAAGUACAGUUCCAUCAAUAAUCCAAACUCAUGGACCAUCAUCUGUAAAAACUUAUACUGAAGCAUUAGAAGACGGCAUUGUUGAGGUGAACCUUGGAACGAUUAAGGUGAUAGGACAAGAAAGAGCGGGUAAAACCUGCCUCAUAAAUUCCUGCCUUGGUAAAAAAUUUAACCAAGAUGAAGAAAUUACAGAUGGAAUAGCAACCACUAAGAUUAUAACCAGGACAACCAAUAAAACUGACGUAUGGAGUGAAAAUCUUACUAACGUUGGUAAGAAAACGAAUCACAAUAAGUAA